Messenger RNA from Lasiosphaeria miniovina, 1833 nucleotides. Its product is annotated as acyltransferase ChoActase/COT/CPT. The transcript is spliced from 2 exons. Gene Ontology annotation, cellular component: peroxisome; mitochondrion. NCBI's taxonomy places the organism in Eukaryota, Fungi, Ascomycota, Sordariomycetes, Sordariales, Lasiosphaeriaceae. The coding region runs from base 1 to 1833 and encodes 610 amino acids. Gene Ontology annotation, biological process: carnitine metabolic process. The record is from RefSeq and is a predicted model, not a curated record. Gene Ontology annotation, molecular function: carnitine O-acetyltransferase activity.
AUGGCCAGCAGACGCAACAACAGCUCGCUCCCGGUAGGCUAUGUUGAGGACAAGUCCAAGGGGGCCAUGCUCCGCUUCCAGGACUCGCUGCCCCGGCUCCCGGUGCCCACCCUGGAGGAGACGGCAACGCGCUAUCUUAAGUCGCUGAAGCCGCUGCUGUCGUCGGCCGAGCUCGAGGCCAGCAUCAAGGCCGUCAAGGAGUUCAUCGCCCCCGACGGGCCCGGCCGCAAGCUGCAGGAGAAGCUGCUUGCCCGCCGCGAGGACUCCAAGCACAAGAACUGGCUGUACGAGUGGUGGAACGACGCGGCCUACCUCAGCUACCGCGACCCCGUCGUGCCCUACGUCAGCUACUUCUACUCGCACCGCGAUGACCGCCGCCGCCGCGACCCCGCCACGCGCGCCGCCGCCAUCACCACCGCCACCCUCGAGUUCAAGAAGCAGGUCGACACCGGCUCCCUGGAGCCCGAAUACAUGAAGAAGCUGCCCAUCUGCAUGGACAGCUACAAGUGGAUGUUCAACGCCAGCCGCGUCCCCGCCAAGCCCGCCGACUACCCCGUAAAGUUCGACCCCGCGCAGAACAAGCAUAUCCUGGUCAUCCGCAAGAACCAAUUCUUCAAGGUCGAGCAUGAGGUCGCUGGCAAGCAGCUCAACACGUCGGAACUCGAGCAGGCCUUCCGCCGCGUCUACGAGCUGGCCUCGACGCAGCGCGCCCCGGCCAUCGGCGCCCUGACCUCGGAGAACCGCGACGUCUGGACCGAUGCCCGCGCCGUCCUCCUCAGCGCUGACUCGAUCAACGCCAAGUCACUCGAGGCUAUCGAGUCUGCUUCCUUUGUCGUGUGUCUCGACGACGCCGCGCCUGUGACGCUCGAGGAGCGCGCGCACGCCUACUGGCAUGGCGACGGCCAGAACCGCUGGUUCGACAAGCCGCUGCAGUUCAUCGUCAACGACAACGGCACCUCGGGCUUUAUGGGCGAGCACAGCAUGAUGGACGGCACGCCGACGCACCGGCUCAACGACUUUGUCAACGACGUCAUCUUCAACAGCAAGCUCGAUUUCUCCGACCCGACCGUGCGGUCGAGCUUGCCCGAGCCGCAGGCCGUUAAGUUUGUCGUGACCAAGGAGCUCCAGGCCGAGAUUGACCGCGCCGUGCAAGAUUUCACCGCCGUCAUUGGCCAGCACGAGCUCGCCGUGCAGGCCUACCAGGGCUACGGCAAGGGGCUGAUCAAGAAGUUCCGCUGCUCGCCCGACGCCUACGUGCAGAUGAUCAUCCAGCUGGCCUACUACAAGAUGUACGGCAAGAACCGCCCCACGUACGAGUCGGCCGCCACGCGCCGCUUCCAACAGGGCCGCACCGAGACAUGCCGCUCCGUGUCCGAGGCCAGCGUGGCCUGGUGCAACGCCGUUGCCGACCCUACGGCCGACGACAAGACGCGCAUCGCCCUGUUCCGCAAGGCCAUCGACUCGCACCUUGAGUACAUCACCGCCGCCUCGGACGGCAAGGGCGUCGACCGCCACUUGUUCGGCCUCAAGCGCCUCCUCGAGCCCGGCCAGUCCGUCCCGGCCCUCUACCAGGACCCCGCCUACGCCUACUCGAGCUCGUGGUACCUGUCCACCAGCCAGCUAAGCUCCGAGUUCUUCAACGGCUACGGGUGGAGCCAGGUCAUUGACGGCGGCUUUGGCAUUGCCUACAUGAUUAACGAGAACAGCAUCAACUUCAACAUCGUAUCCAAGGGCCUGGGCAGCAACAAGAUGAGCUUCUACCUCAACGAGGCGGCCGGCGAGAUGCGCGACCUGCUCCUCCCCACCCUCGAGGCCCCCAAUGCCAAGCUCUAG